This is a messenger RNA of Oxyura jamaicensis (ruddy duck), 1169 nucleotides long. It is a transcript of the gene C17H9orf78, whose product is annotated as chromosome 17 C9orf78 homolog. Lineage: Eukaryota; Metazoa; Chordata; Aves; Anseriformes; Anatidae. Gene Ontology annotation, cellular component: spliceosomal complex. Gene Ontology annotation, biological process: mRNA splicing, via spliceosome. The record is from RefSeq and is a predicted model, not a curated record. The transcript is spliced from 9 exons. Bases 69 to 938 code for a protein of 289 amino acids.
GGCGGCGGCGCGGCGGAGUGACGUCAUCGCGCCGCGACGGAGGGGGGGUAGGAGAGGGGAGGGGCGGCAUGGCGGCCGCCAGGUCGUUCAGGAGGCGCAGGGAGGAGCCCGAGGAGGACGAGGAAGACGAGGAGCUGGCCAGGGAGGUCAGGUUAAAACUCGAGGAAGCCAAAGAAGUGCAGAGCCUCAGAAAGCGACCCAAUGGGGUGAGCGCUGUAGCUCUGCUCGUGGGAGAGAAGCUGCAAGAAGAAGCGACACUUGUGGAUGACCCAUUUAAGAUAAAAUCUGGGGGGAUGGUGGACAUGAAGAAGCUGAAAGAACGAGGCAAGGACAGGAUUAAUGAAGAGGAAGAUCUCAACUUGGGAACUUCCUUCUCGGCCGAAACCAACAGGCGAGAUGAAGAUGCUGACAUGAUGAAGUACAUCGAGACAGAGCUGAAGAAGAGGAAAGGAAUUGUGGAGAAUGAGGAGCAGAAGGUGAAGCUUAAGAAUGCUGAGGACUCCCUGUAUGAGCUGCCAGAGAACAUCCGUGUGUCCUCUGCCAAGAAGACUGAAGAGAUGCUGUCCAACCAGAUGCUGAGCGGCAUCCCUGAAGUGGACCUGGGAAUUGAUGCAAAAAUUAAAAACAUCAUCUCAACUGAAGAGGCGAAGGCCAAGCUGCUGGCAGAGCAGCAGAACAAAAAGAAAGACAGUGAAACUUCCUUUGUUCCUACAAACAUGGCUGUUAACUAUGUCCAGCACAACAGAUUUUAUCACGAGGAGCUAAAUGCACCAGUGAGAAGAAAUAAAGAAGAGCCAAAGCCCCGUCCUCUGAGAGUGGGGGAUACAGAGAGGCCAGAACCUGAGCGGUCUCCUCCAAAUCGCAAACGGCCACCCAAUGAAAAAGCAACCGACGAUUAUCACUAUGAGAAAUUCAAGAAGAUGAACAGGCGAUACUGAUGAACACGGACUGAAGUCGUUGCAGAGGUUCUUGUUCUCUACUAACAAAGAAUUUUGUGUCAGUGACCGGAAACGGAUGUGGGGAGAGUCACUGCCUUCACGUGCUGGUGUUGACUACAAACCUUUUCUUGUGAUCUUGUAGUGAAUCAGUUUGCAGGUGAUUGUGAACUCUGGUUGGUAAAAUCUUGUAUAUAACUUAUUUUCAGUUAUAAAACUUGUUUUAUAAAAAUG